AUGUUUGGCUCAUCAGGCACCCGUCAACUCCAAAUUCCUAUCUCUGCUUCUGUAUCUGAGGCCGUGGUAAAUGGUAACUGGUUCUUUCCAUCAGCCCGUUCAGAAGAAGCGGUCACGUUACAGGUUGUCUUGUCAACCACUAGUGUCCCUUCUCCUUCCAAUGGUUCUGAUACCUACCGCUGGAGGGGUCAAUCUGGUGGUUUUACUUAUGAGUUUUCAACUCGUGUUACUUGGGACAGGUUGCGAGUUACUUCUCCAACUGUUUCUUGGUUUGAAGUGGUGUGGUUCAAGGAAGAAAUUCCUCGUUGUUCCUUUAUUACAUGGCUGUCUAUGUUGGCUAGAUUACCAACAAGAGAUCGAAUAUUGUCUUGGGGUUUACAAGUGCCGGAUUCUUGUGUUCUUUGUGCUGAUGGUCUUGAAUCCCACAACCAUCUGUUCUUUGACUGUCCGUUCGCGGUUCAGAUAUGGAACAAGUUCUGUGGGCGUUUUAUCUCAUCACCUCCUGCUCAUCUCCAAGCAGCAGUGCUUAUGUCCUCACAGUUUCAAGAUCCUUAUUCCUCUCAGGUUAAAGUGAUUUUCAAGCUGAUUUUGCAGGUGAUAAUCUACGGUUUGUGGCGGGAGCGUAAUGCUCGUAUCUUUAGAAAUGUGUUUCUUCCUCCUCCGGCCUUUUUCAAGUUGGUUGAUCGUUCUCUGCGUGACAAGCUACUCUCUUUUCCCCGGGACUCUUCUCAAGCACAUUUGUUGCUCGAAUUGUACUUUUGGUUUGUUGAUCCUUUUAGUUAA
This is a messenger RNA of Brassica napus (rape), 783 nucleotides long. RefSeq lists its product as uncharacterized. The record is from RefSeq and is a predicted model, not a curated record. The transcript has a single exon. Bases 1 to 783 code for a protein of 260 amino acids. Lineage: Eukaryota; Viridiplantae; Streptophyta; Magnoliopsida; Brassicales; Brassicaceae.